Mytilinidion resinicola is the source of this 2742-nucleotide messenger RNA. Its product is annotated as HET-domain-containing protein. The record is from RefSeq and is a predicted model, not a curated record. Lineage: Eukaryota; Fungi; Ascomycota; Dothideomycetes; Mytilinidiales; Mytilinidiaceae. The transcript has 3 exons. The coding region runs from base 114 to 2291 and encodes 725 amino acids.
AAACUCGCAAUGGUUUCAGACUUCGAAAGCCAUCUAGCUCGGCGACGUUCUCUUCGCUUUCAUACGAGCACAACCGUUGUUUAGAUUAUGCAUAGUAAUGGGGCUUCAAAUCAAUGGCUAGUCUAGUCUCCCAACCCAGGGCAGCCUCUCAGAGGCAUGAUUCUGCGCACUGGACCGAUCUUUCCGACAAUCAGAGUCCUAUUGAGGAGUCAGCUGUUUUGGAUACGAGUGAUCUUUCUGCACCACAAUUUCUCGCGUCAUCUGUAAGCCUUGCAGAUGAUGCUUCGAACUCCUCUCUGGUCCUCACAGAAGACCGUUUGUGUCGAACUUGUGAGACACUGGACUUCCAUGCGUUAUUCUUUACGGACAUCCGUAGAUAUCAAGAUGAGGAUAUCAAAUGGGAAUCGGAGUCGGUCGUGCACAACAGCAGCUGCCCAUUCUGCCGCUUCUUGUUCCAUGCCACCGCACUACAGUCUCUCAGGAAACACUCGAAAUAUCACCUCACUGGAAUUUCACAGCCAUAUGCGUCCUAUCAACUAGAGGACUGGUCUAGCAGGUGCGGUCGUCGAUUGCUCAUUAACAGAGCCUUGGAAAGCCAAACCGCCAUUAGCAUUCUUCCAUUAACGACUGUUAGCUCUUCCUCACUGUGGGAGAGUCCGAGAGAUUACUAUGGAGACCUCUUCCACGGACGAGACAUCACAUCUGGUUCCAUUGAUCUUGUGUUAAUCUCGAAAUGGCUACAGCGCUGCCACGAAACACAUCCUCCACAGGUCUGUAACCCCAAGGCCCCGCUAUCUUCAGCGCUACACAAGGUAGGGUUCCGUCUUAUCAACGUCGACAUGUCCUGUAUAAUAGAAGCAACCACCGAAGAGCAUUUCCUGGCUUUGAGUUAUGUCUGGGGAUGUACUGGACAGAUUAGGCUGACUGCUGAGAAUGUGAAUUCACUCAUGCAACAUGGUGCACUCGACAGAGUUGAGCUACCAAAGACAAUCUCUGACGCGAUAGUCUUAUGCCGUCUAUUAAAAGAAUCUUACCUCUGGGUAGAUAGUCUUUGCAUAAUCGAAGACGAGGGAGACGAGAAGGAAAGCCAAAUCAUGCACAUGGACUCGAUAUACCGACGAGCGCAUUUGACCAUCAUCGCCGCAGCAGGACCUGAUUGCAGUUCCGGCUUACCGGGGAUAACCAGGAAACGCACCAUCACCCAAUCCAAAAUUCGGAUUCAGGACCUUGACUUAAUCACAGUUCAAGCAUCGGUGUACGAGGAGCUGUAUCGGUCUACCUGGAACUCGCGUGGAUGGACCUUUCAAGAAAGCGUACUUUCCUGCCGCCGACUGAUAUUCCUACCCAACCAAGUCUUCUUCAGCUGCGGGGUCGGCGACUGGAUUGAGGAUACCUGUUUAGAGGUUUUCGGAGCCGUGAAGCCCGUUUUCUGGCGCCGACACGACUUCCCGCGGCUCGCUCUGGAUGACUUAGAAGGGCGUACGAAGGAGGACCUCUUCCGAAACGUGUACGUUCAUCUCCUGAACUCGUAUCUCCGCAGAGACCUCUCGAAAGCCGCGGAUAUAUUGAACGCAUUCUCCGGGAUCACGACAGCUCUACGGCCAUACCUAGGCCCCUUCAUCUACGGUGUUCCUAGAGAGCUGUUUUCGGUCAGUCUCACCUGGUCUGAGGACGAUAUUCCGGAGCGUCGACAAGGUUUUCCGUCCUGGUCCUGGGCCGGCUGGGUCCACUCCUCGACUACUAAAGUGAUGUUCCCAGCUCCGGUGAACGUCGAUCCGAUUCUGACGGCGUGGUUUCUCUCGCGCACCGGCAAGGUCAUCCGCAUAAGAUAUGAGGCUUUAGCGCCUAUGUCGCACCCUCUCUUGCGAGCACACUUCGGUCAACCACGGCGUCCGGUGGAGGAAGGGCUGGAAGUCCUUCUCCGUACCUGGCGAACACCGCCGCAUGUGUUAGCGUUCUACACCAGCUCCGCCAAAUUUGUCGUCUUGCCAUCGGAGAAGCGGUUCAAAGGUUCGGCAUAUUAUUCUAAGCUAAUCCCAAGCAGUAAGGUCCUCGAUUACGAAGAUUACAUCCUCGUGAACUUGGGCUUGCCGGAGGACUGGCUGCUGCGGCGCCCAUCGUCGCAAGAGUUCAUUGCGGUAGCUGAACAGCGCUCAUCGCGGAAGCUUUUCGUUGUAUUGGUUGAGUGGAUCGAAGGCAUUGCGUACCGGGUCAACAUGGCACAGAUCCUGGUCCCGGUGGCCUUUUGGCUACGUGCUAGGCCGCAGCGGAAGGCUGUGCUGCUUGGCUAACGGAUGCGAAGCUCUUCUUUCAUCCAUAAUUUUUGUAAUAGCUAAUGUCUUUCAGCCUCACUCGGUUGGCGAGGAUUAACAUCCUUUCACGGACUGCGGUCGUGGUCGCCGAGCUGACUAGGUGAACACACCCCUCGAUUCCCAUCUUUUGAGUGGAUAUACAAGGAUUUCAUUUCUUGUCUAUUUGGACCUGGUGGACAUGCCUGCUGCGAUACUGCGGUAAUCUUUUGUCAACAUUAGCGACUAUUCUAUGCUUGUCUGGAUAUAUGUUGAGGUGAUCUGAAAGCUAUAGCUUUCGUAUGCGUGAGUGCAGGAUCACAUGGCGCUAGAGAGGAAAUUGCAGGAGUACGCGGCUUUUCUAUCUUUAGUAGGAUUUAGUAUUUCUCCUAGUUGCAAACGGACCCAUACGUAGAAAUGUGCUACAUAAUAUUCCUAUUCCAUUCUUUGUUAC